Gloeophyllum trabeum ATCC 11539 is the source of this 507-nucleotide messenger RNA. Its product is annotated as Isochorismatase hydrolase. The record is from RefSeq and is a predicted model, not a curated record. The transcript has 2 exons. The annotation marks the transcript as partial. NCBI's taxonomy places the organism in Eukaryota, Fungi, Basidiomycota, Agaricomycetes, Gloeophyllales, Gloeophyllaceae.
CCCAACCUGGCUCGCUCAGCUCUCAUAGUUAUCGACAUGCAAAACCACUUCUUCAGUAUCGCGGGACACAUCGUGAAACGCCUAAUACCGCUGAUCGAGCUGUACCGUGAGCGGAACCUACCAGUCAUCUUUACCCAGCACGGACACCUUCCCGACGACAAGGGAUCUCUUGUGCGACGCUGGGGCCCCCCAGGAAACGGGUCCAUCCUGCGCUAUUCGGACGAUUGGAAGCUUAUGCCCGAACUUGACAAGCUAGCAGCUCACGACGAGCGACUCGAGGAUAAGAGCCAGUACGACGCUUUCCUGAAUACCGCCCUGGAGGAGCGUCUUCGAGCGAGGGGUGUCACCACUGUCGUCAUCACCGGGACACUCACCAACCUAUGCUGCGAGACCACCGCCCGCGAGGCGUUCUGCCGAGACUUUGAGGUGGUGGUCUUGGACGAUGGAUGCGCUGCUGCAAGUGCGAAGCAUCAUCGCGCAACUCUGGAGAACAUCGAGUUUGGCUUC